Molecule: messenger RNA, 1059 nt
Organism: Microtus ochrogaster (prairie vole)
Lineage: Eukaryota; Metazoa; Chordata; Mammalia; Rodentia; Cricetidae
Gene: Wnt8b
Product: Wnt family member 8B
Biological process (GO): multicellular organism development; canonical Wnt signaling pathway; cell fate commitment
Cellular component (GO): extracellular region
Molecular function (GO): frizzled binding; cytokine activity
Source: RefSeq, a predicted model, not a curated record
AAGACUAUGCUCCCCAUGAAGCCGGUGUGCGUCUUUCUUCUCGCUUGUGCCCUCCACCUCAGCCGUGCCUGGUCAGUGAACAAUUUUCUGAUGACCGGCCCAAAGGCUUACCUCGUCUACUCCAGCAGCGUGGCAGCUGGCGCCCAGAGUGGUAUUGAAGAAUGUAAAUACCAGUUUGCUUGGGACCGCUGGAACUGCCCUGAGAGAGCUCUGCAGCUGUCCAGCCACGGCGGACUCCGCAGUGCUAACCGGGAGACAGCGUUUGUACACGCCAUCAGCUCUGCUGGAGUCAUGUACACCCUGACGAGAAACUGCAGCCUUGGAGAUUUUGACAACUGUGGCUGUGAUGACUCCCGAAACGGACAACUGGGAGGGCAAGGUUGGCUCUGGGGAGGCUGCAGUGACAACGUGGGCUUCGGAGAGGCAAUUUCCAAGCAGUUUGUGGAUGCCCUGGAGACAGGACAGGAUGCCCGGGCAGCCAUGAAUCUGCACAACAAUGAGGCUGGCCGCAAGGCGGUCAAGGGCACCAUGAAACGCACGUGCAAGUGCCACGGCGUGUCUGGCAGUUGCACCACUCAGACCUGCUGGUUGCAGCUGCCGGAGUUCCGGGAGGUAGGCGCGCACCUGAAGGAGAAGUAUCACGCGGCGCUCAAGGUGGACCUGCUCCAGGGCGCGGGCAACAGCGCGGCGGGCCGUGGCGCCAUCGCCGACACCUUCCGCUCCAUCUCCACGCGCGAGCUGGUGCACCUAGAGGACUCCCCGGACUACUGCCUGGAGAACAAGACCCUGGGGCUGCAAGGCACCGAGGGCCGAGAGUGUCUGCGGCGCGGGCGUGCCCUGGGCCGCUGGGAGCGGCGCAGCUGUCGCCGGCUAUGCGGAGACUGCGGGCUGGCGGUGGAGGAGCGCCGCACCGAGACGGUGUCCAGCUGCAACUGCAAGUUUCACUGGUGCUGCGCGGUCCGCUGCGAGCAGUGCCGCCGGCGGGUCACCAAGUACUUCUGCAGCCGUGCCGAGAGGCCGCCGAGAGGCGCUGCGCACAAACCUGGGAAGAAACCCUAA